Ectocarpus sp. CCAP 1310/34 is the source of this 2111-nucleotide messenger RNA. Lineage: Eukaryota; Phaeophyceae; Ectocarpales; Ectocarpaceae. The record is from the annotation of a GenBank genome assembly.
CAAACCCUGAACGCAACCAGGCGCCGACAGACGGAUCUACCCAUCGCCUCCACGUGACCUCGCCCAAACGCAUCAGGGCCAGCAGUGGAAGGGGUCGGGUCGUGCUCGCUAUCCUCGAGGCUAGGCCAGUGAGGAUAAUGGACGUAACGGUUUCCCCUGAGAUCGCUCCGAUCAACGCCUCCAGUCGCAGGAAGCGAUCCCUCAGCCCGGCACCAUCUCACGGGGCUCCCGCCUCUGGCUCCCUCUUCGGCAAGGGACCGCCGCCCGCCGCCGCUCCGCGUUCGCCGGGGCGGAGCAAGAUGACGCGGACCGGCCUCAAGACCGUGUCGCCGUGGUCCAGCAACCGGCUGUUUUCAUCGUCAUCGUCGCAGGGGGCACCGGCGGCGGCUGGGGAGGCGGUUGGAGGACAUUACGGGACAGCGAUCAUGACGCCACAGCAGGAGCAGCAGACUCCCGCGACCACCGACUACCAUCACGCCGACUUUUUCAGACGCGUGUCCGCUUCGUCCUCGGCGAGGGCGGCGCCUGCGGCUUGCUCCAUGGCCAACCCUUGCCCUCCCCCGGCGGCGGCGGCGGCUUCAUUCGCCACCUCCGGCGGCCCCUUUGGGGACACCCACGAGGCUCAGGAAAAGAGGACGGCGGCGGAGGCGGCUGAAGCGGGCGGGUGCUCCAAGAAUGUCGCGUUCUCCCACUCAGAUGAGCUCUCCGCCAACGACAUGGAAAAAGAUGGCGACACCAUGGGCAUCGGUGUUGACGGGGGCGGGGGUGGAGGCGGGGGCGGGAUGGGUCACGGCGCCAGCGGAGGGGAACCGUUCCCACCUUACGUCCGGACCCUUGGCUGAGAGUGUCCUCCAGGUUAGAACGGAUCCGCGCUGCCUCUUACAUACAACCCACCAUCUCUGCGGCGAGUGUGCAGGUUAGGCGCACUAGUGGUCCAUCAGAGUCGGGUGUCGUGUCCCCUGGCAAGCAGGUGGGCACGUGAGCGCAUCUCCCACCUCCGCGGCGUGUGUGUAGGUUAGGUUAGCGGUCCGUCAGAGUCGGGUGCCCAUGUCCCUUGGCAAGCGGGUAGGCAAUUGAGCGCAUCUCUCGGUGGAAGAGACGUCGUUGCUGCCGCUGAUGUUGCUGCCGCUGGUGAUGCUGAUGCUACUUGUGGCACGGGGCGUUACCGCCUUUGUAGACGUCUUGCUGGUCUUGCUAUUGUAGGGGCAUCCUUGUGGGUGGGAGAUGCACAGUGGGUUGGAGUUGUACAGUAAUGAACAAUAGGAGGCGUUGUUGUCGAGGCUGGGCUUAGACCAUCGCGUACACGCUCUGCUGUGUGUAUUUGCACCUUUCUGACUCACUUGAUGAGUUGCGCCCAAUCGCAAAGAAGGUGUUUGAUGGUCGGGGGGGAAGUGUUGGUGUUGACGAUGGCUUGCGAGAUGAUCCGACGCGACCUUCGACCGAAAGAAAGCGAACGGAAAAUACCGAUGUUGAGCGUAUCAACUGCCGCUGCUUGUGUGUGCAUGUUGUAUCGGUUGCGGCAAACUGGGGAUAGGAUACUGCAUUCCUCGGCAUUAGACCAUUAGACUGCAUUCCUCCGCAUUAGACCAUUAGUAAAUAGGGUUAGCAGCUGACUGUACCUUCAACGAAAAAGCUGUGGGUUCUUUACACUAUUUUCUAUGUUGAAAAAUCGAUUUGCCAUGUUUGUUGUAUUUCUUUUCUGGAAAACCGAAAAGUGACUUGUGAUAUGAACAUGGAGUAGGAGCGAGCGCGGUUGGGUUUCGCGAGAGUGCACAUGGUGGCGGGCUGGUGCGUGUAGAGAACCAGGGUCCCCCCUGUCAAGUAGUGGGGUCGAUGAAGCACUGCAACAAUGUGGCACGCUGUAGCGGUGGCACGGCUAGAAUGCAGCGAGGGGCAGCCAUUGGGUGCUGCUACCAGAAGAGAAGAGAGCCAUUAGGCGGAAGGGAUGCGUGUGUCCCACGAAGCGGUGUCUUUGAUAUGCACCGUAAGAGUCGGAAAGUUGGCACCGGGUGCGAUCGUUUUUGAUUAUUUUUGUUCCUAGGGUUUUUUAUCGCACCCCGGUGCCAUCCUUCCCCCCGGUGUUUGCAACCGGGAUUGGGUUUUCGUCGCUU